This is a messenger RNA of Glossina fuscipes, 2595 nucleotides long. It is a transcript of the gene Dph1, whose product is annotated as 2-(3-amino-3-carboxypropyl)histidine synthase subunit 1. The transcript is spliced from 2 exons. The record is from RefSeq and is a predicted model, not a curated record. The coding region runs from base 685 to 2109 and encodes 474 amino acids. Gene Ontology annotation, molecular function: 2-(3-amino-3-carboxypropyl)histidine synthase activity. Gene Ontology annotation, biological process: protein histidyl modification to diphthamide. NCBI's taxonomy places the organism in Eukaryota, Metazoa, Arthropoda, Insecta, Diptera, Glossinidae.
UUCAUCGGAGUCAGAAUUGUUAUACUAAUAUAUUGUUGAUUCAUUAAAAUUAAUGAAAACUUUUUCGAAUCGCAGCUAACGACAAGAGUAUAUCUUCUAAGUGUGAUUAAAAUGAGUGGCAUUUGAGGGCGGCAUUUUAUCAACCCUCACAAUUUUUAAAUAAAAGAGAAAUGGGUCAGGACGGCAAAUGACAAGAUGGCACAAUCAUCUAAUCACCAAUCAUUUUUCCACUUGCAGACGUUUAGAAAAGGAAAAAUGGCCUGCCACGUGCUAAUUUGUCUCCUAUAAUACGUUUGUUUUUAUUUCACUGCAAAGCCAUACGCAACAAGUGGUAUCGGACAGAAAAUCGAAAGAUCAGCCGUUGCACCGUCUUUUCAGUCUUUUUUUUGUGCCCCUUUUACUCAAAGUUGUUAAUUGUGUAUUCGCGGGUGUGCGCGUAUAUGUUAUGAUGUUUGUUGUUCGACCUGCAAAAAUCAAAACAAAUAUGAUUCUGCUUGAAGUCAAUAAACAAAAUUAAGCAUUUUGGUCGGGAGUUUUGUCGCUACGUACGCAUAUUAUACAAUAAAAAAAGGAAAUACGGAAAUCAGUGUUGUGGCCGCUGACUAACUUGCAAUCAAGUUUUAAUCAUCUCAAUUAGAUUAAUUAACAACAAUCACGUAAGAAACAAAAAGUAACAAUCACAUCAUGUUGGACAUUGCUGUCCAACCUAAUGCAGUUAUAGCAAAGGCCAAUUCACAAACCUUACCGCCAUCCAGCGAGAUUUCAGCACACAACUCUACCGAUAUUGUGGUGGUGAAAGCUAAACCGAAAAAGGUUUUCAAGCCUAAGGCCCGACUUAAUCGCAUACCUCAGUCGUUACUGGAUGAUCCUCUUUUACAAAAGGCUAUUGAGCGUUUACCAUGCAAUUAUAAUUUUGAAUUGCAUAAGACCAUAUGGCGAAUCAAAGAGAUGAAAGCCAAACGUGUGGCGUUACAAAUGCCAGAAGGUUUGCUAAUGUAUGCCAUCGUCCUUAGUGAUAUAAUAGAACGUUUCACAAAUGCUGAUACUGUAAUUAUGGGAGAUGUUACUUAUGGCGCUUGCUGCGUAGAUGAUUAUACGGCCAAAGCUUUAGGAGCUGAACUUUUAGUGCACUAUGGUCACAGUUGUCUGGUACCCGUUGAUCAAACCGAAGGCAUUAAGGUGUUGUAUAUAUUUGUGGAUAUAAAAAUCGACCCUUUGCAUUUCUUGGAAUCUGUCAAACUAAAUUUCAAGCCUGAAGAAGGGCAAAUAGCUUUAGUGAGUACUGUACAAUUCGUUGCAACAUUGCAAGUGGCCUGCGCAGAGCUUAAAACCGCUGGUUAUGAUGUUAUAGUGCCACAAGUUAAGCCUUUAAGCCCGGGUGAAAUAUUAGGUUGUACAUCACCUAGUCUGCCGCCGACCGCAAAGAAAAUUAUUUAUUUGGGCGACGGUCGUUUUCAUUUAGAGUCUGUUAUGAUAGCAAAUCCUGAGAUAAAGGCCUACAAAUAUGAUCCUUAUGAGAAAAAAUUUACUAUUGAGUUAUAUGAUCAUUUGGCCAUGCAAUCAAUGCGUUACAAAGAAAUAUUGCGAGCCAAGAAGGCUACAAAAAUUGGAAUAAUUUUGGGUACUUUAGGGCGGCAAGGGAGUGCGCGUGUGUACAAAUACUUGGAAAAACGUUUACUACUUCGUGGCUUUAAAGUUACCACCAUAUUGUUAUCGGAAAUAUAUCCUCAAAAGUUGGCUUUGUUCAAAGAUAUUGACGCUUUUGUACAAAUAGCUUGUCCACGACUAUCUAUCGAUUGGGGUUCAGCUUUCGACAAACCGUUACUUAAUCCCUAUGAGCUGUCGGUAGUAUUGGGUGACGUAGAAUGGACGCCACAAAACCGAACACCCAAAGAAACGGCAUAUCCAAUGGAUUUUUAUGCAACUGGAAGUUUAGGACCAUGGACUCCAAACUUUAAGCCUCCACCUUUAGGCGAAUGUGAAAAUCGACCAUCCGCUGCGUGUUGCGGCCGCUGCACUCGUGCUGAACUUGAAAAGGAUCACCGUACAAAUAACUCGAAAGACGGGCUGGAAAUACUAAACGAUAUUUUAGAUUUUAGAAGAAGUUAAUUGAAAUAAGUAAACUAAUACUUUAUGAACUAAUUAUAAAUAUCUUAAAUAUGAAAUGAAAAGGCUCAUUUUAUAGAUACAUGCACAUAACCGUUCCGAUGUAGAAAUAUACUUAUGUUGAUUUUGUUUUAAUUGGUUUGUAGCUGUUUUCCUAUGAAUUGCCUACGUACUAAUUUAAUUUUUAAUUUAAUCUUUAAUUAGUUUUAGCGAUAUUUUUACGGAAGGAAGUUACGAUAAAAACAUGGAUAUAUAUAUAGAUUCUUCGCUGUCGCUCAUAUUGUAUUGACUGAUCUACUUAAAUUUUAUUUACCAUUUUAUUUAUUUUUCCAUCAUUGUCGUGGUGGGCAGUAUUUAUAUUGAAACGCUAUUAUUAUUGAAUCCUUUUUCAGUAAGAUGUAGUUAAAUUUAAAGUUUUUUUUGUUCUUGUGUAUUUAUGUUUACAUAUGUUUCUGUAUAAAAUGAGAGAUUGUCAUCCUUAUAAACGUA